AUGGCUCUUUUUGUGUAUCUUGUGCUUUUCCUAGCCCUGGUCCAUCAUUCAAGUGCUCUUUACUGUUUAUGCAAAGAUGGUGUUGGUGAUCAAGCCCUUCAGAAAGCAAUAGAUUAUGCUUGUGGAGCUGGAGCUGACUGUACCCCUAUUCUCCAAAAUGGAGCUUGUUACCAACCCAACACUGUGAAGGAUCACUGUAACUAUGCAGUUAAUAGCUAUUACCAGAGAAAGGGUAAUGCUGCAGGAACCUGUGAUUUUGCAGGUGCUGCCACAACCAGUACAAAUCCACCUACUACAUCAUCUGGAUGUGUCUACCCCUCAAGCCCUAGCAAUGCAGGAACAACACCAUCAACUGGUUCACCACCUGGUACAACCCCAUCAGCAGGUACAACUCCAAGCACAAGCAUAACUCCUGGUGCUCCUAACACAUUUGGAAUAAGUCCAACAUCUACAACUGGUUUCAAUAAUGGAGCUAAUUUGGGAGGCACCAACUCUGAGAUGCUUUUGCUCUUUCUGCUAACCAUGUGCUUAGCCAUCAGGAUCUAG
Messenger RNA from Sphenostylis stenocarpa, 546 nucleotides. The record is from the annotation of a GenBank genome assembly. Lineage: Eukaryota; Viridiplantae; Streptophyta; Magnoliopsida; Fabales; Fabaceae.